AUGUAUUUCACGUCUAGCAAUAAACUUGAACCUAAUGGUGUGACAGGAGUGAGGGAAUGUGCCCACAAGUCCUUCGGUCCUGCAUUUCUCCUGACUGAGGGCUCAGCAGGCAGGAGGUUAGGACCGCCUCCGCUGAGUGAUGCCUGGAGCGUGCCCCCCCUGGUGGCUGUGUGGUUGUCAGCCUCUGGUACCUUCAGCAAACAAAUCCCAAAAGAAUUAGGUGGAUGUUAUGCGAGAUUUAAACGCGAGACCCAUGGUACCCAGAAGAGGAGAGCUCUACAUUGCACUCAGAGAGCCUUGAUUCAGAGCCAAGAACUGGGUGACGGCAAGAUUCAGGUUGUGAGUCAGAUGGCAGAGCAGGCUGAGAACCAGAGCAGACAAGUGGGCAGUCACGUAGAACUAUGUGAGGCUCGGCAAGAGAUCAAUGACACCACGGGCAACCGUGGCAAAACCAGCCGAGACGAAUCAAAGAACCAGACAAUCACUCAAGAAGGAAAGCCCAAGGAUAAGAGUUCCCGACCACAGAGCAACAAUGAGAAUCGAGAGAAUGCAUCCAAUUGUCGCAAUGACAAUGACAUUCCUUCUGCAACACUGAAGGAGAAGACAAAAAUGUUGAAGAAGAGGAAACUCUCUAAAGCCAAAGCCAAGUGGGAAGCCUCUCCUGCAGACCUUCCCAUCGACCCAAAGGAGCCAACGUGCCGUCUGGGGAAUCAGGUCUCCUAUGGAGAGAUGAUCGACUGUGACAAUGAUGAGUGUUUCCUGGAGUGGUUUCAUUUCUCAUCCGUGGAAAUGAAUCAUAAACCAAAGGGCAAGUGGGACUGUCCCAGACGUAGAGAAGAAAAUGAGAAAACAAUGGGCAAAGCCCUAGAGAAAUUCAAAAAAGAAAGAGCUUACCACAGGUAG
Echinops telfairi (small Madagascar hedgehog) is the source of this 903-nucleotide messenger RNA. Its product is annotated as inhibitor of growth protein 1-like. Gene Ontology annotation, biological process: positive regulation of DNA-templated transcription. NCBI's taxonomy places the organism in Eukaryota, Metazoa, Chordata, Mammalia, Afrosoricida, Tenrecidae. Gene Ontology annotation, cellular component: nucleus. The record is from RefSeq and is a predicted model, not a curated record.